CGGAGAGAGCGGCGAGGGAGGACGACAGCUGGCAGCGGCUCUGCGACGAUGACACGAGGCGGGAGGCCGGGCUGAGGCAGGCAGAACGAGCCUCCGUGUCUGGGCCCGGCCCGGCUCCCCUGGCUGGUGCGCCGACCUCCAGCAUCACCAGGGUCAGAAAAGAAAUCUCCUCCUGAUCAGCUGGGAAGUAUCCCCAGUGCCAUGGAACAUCUGGGCUCAGGGAAGGCCAAACGUCUGGCUACAUUGCUUUCAGGUCUGGUGGAAUGCAUGUGCUUUGCAGGUGUCAUUUUUGGAUGGGCGUCCCUAGUCUACGUCCUCAAGGAUUUGCAUUACUUCAGGGACCUGUGUGUGCCAAUUGCCAAUCAGACAGCAAAUUCCACACUGGAUGAAGACUGCCGUGCCCAGGAUGAGCAGUUCUCCCUCGUCUUCACUAUUGGCUCCUUCAUGAACAACUUUAUGACUUUCCCCACAGGCUACAUUUUCGACCGCUUUGGCACCACAGUGGCCCGACUGCUUGCAAUAUCUUCCUACACUACUGGCACCCUCCUUAUUGCAUUUUCCACAGAAGCUACCGCUCUGAUCUUAUUCCCUGCACUGUGCUUGCUCUCUGUUGGUGGAAUCCUCCUUAUCCUCACCAAUAUGCAGGUUGGGAACCUGUUUGGAAAACAUCGUUCAACCAUUAUCACUCUCUAUAAUGGGGCUUUUGAUUCUUCCUCUUUUGUAUUUCUCAUUAUCAAGCUGCUGUAUGAGCAAGGCCUUACGCUGAAUACCAUGUUCCUCUUCAUCUCUGCCUGCAGUGCCUGGCACUUGGUCCGUACUUUCUUCUUUAUGCCCCGCUACCAUAUUCCUUACCCACUUCCUCCAGGAUAUGCAUAUGGAAUGAGUUGUCAGAGGAGAUCCUGUUCAUAUCGCACUUAUGAGGAACAACGUCCCAAGAACUCAAAUGAGGAUGAAACACUUUCUGCAUCCGAUACACUUCAUGCUGACUCAGUGCUCGGAGAGGAACAUCUCACCACCAAAGUGAUUCCAGGCGAAGGGAAUCCUGGGGCUGCAUCAAACAGCAAGAAACCAGCUAUUGUUUCCUUCUGGAGCUGCGUUUUAUCCAAGCUAUUUUUUUGGAAUCUGGUGUGGCUGUCAGUGAUGCAGUUACGCCAUUAUCUUUUCAUCGGGACCCUUAACCCCAUGCUGGAGCGUCUGGCUGGUCAGGACGCUGCACUUGUGAGCAGCUACACGAAUGCCUUUGCCUUUACUCAGUUCUGUGGAGUCAUUUGUGCCCCCUGGAAUGGACUUAUCCUCGAUCGUCACAAGCAUGGACAGAAAAAGGAGGGGAGUUCUCAAGAAGUGCCGGAUUCUCUCGCAGACCUGCGUUCAUGUGUGCUCUCGCUGGUCAUCACAGUUCUGCAGUGCAUGGCUUUCUCCAUUUGUGCCUCAAUUCCAGUGCUGCCUGUCCAGUAUGCCACCUUUAUUCUGCAGGUUCUGAGCCGUUCCUUUCUAUAUGGAGGCAAUGCUGCCUUUUUAGCUGUUGCCUUUCCUCUGGAACACUUUGGGAAACUCUAUGGUCUUGUGAUGGGGCUCUCAGCUGUGGUGGCUCUUCUGCAAUAUCCUGCCUUCACUCUCAUCAAAGGCCCUUUGAAGGGAGAUCCCUUUUAUGUUAAUAUCGGCUUCAUAGUGUUGAUGCUUCUGGCUUUGGUCCACCCUUUGGUGGUGUUUCGGGAGUGCAAGCAACAGCAGAAGCAACAGGCUAAACAGCACAAUUCAGACUCUCCUCCCUUGACUGCAGAAAAGUCAGGUCUGGAAUCUUCCAUCUAAGCUCUUCAGAAUACAAACUUUGGGAGUUUAACAAAAGGGACCCAUGAGAAGACCUGAAAGGGAAUAGAAGAGCCAUGUGGAAGAACAUACCUCAUCUCUCCAAGCCUUGCUCCCCACACACCAGACUGUAAUAGAAAGAAAUGUGUUAAAUGCACAUUAUCCCCUGUUGGAGUACAGCCCCAGUGUGUCAAAAACAGAACUUUCUAUUACUCCCUCUUUAUAUAGUAUUAUUUUUCUAGAAUUAAACCCAUAUUAUAUUCUGCCAUUGUUAGCUUUUAAGGUGUAUUUUCAUUACUUUUUGUUCUUUUGUAGAACUGUAUUUUGAAGACUAUAAAAAUAGCGAUGCUAAAACUAAUUCAGGUUUUCCUUUUGGCAUUUUUAAUGGGCCAGAAAAAUAACUUCAUUGAAAUGAAGGUCUUAGCAUUUUCAUCUCCUAACAUUUUUUAAUUGAAGAAAAUAGCUUACCUUUGCUUUUGGAUUUUUUUAGAAAUGUAUGUUAAUUUUGGUUUCCAAAAGUCAAAGUGUGUACCAGAGCUUGAAGGGAAAACAUUUGGAGUAAUAAAACAGUAUUUUCUAAUAAAA
Sphaerodactylus townsendi is the source of this 2391-nucleotide messenger RNA. It is a transcript of the gene SLC43A3, whose product is annotated as solute carrier family 43 member 3. Gene Ontology annotation, molecular function: transmembrane transporter activity. The coding region runs from base 202 to 1809 and encodes 535 amino acids. The transcript has 13 exons. Lineage: Eukaryota; Metazoa; Chordata; Lepidosauria; Squamata; Sphaerodactylidae. Gene Ontology annotation, biological process: transmembrane transport. The record is from RefSeq and is a predicted model, not a curated record.